Molecule: messenger RNA, 4305 nt
Organism: Larimichthys crocea (large yellow croaker)
Lineage: Eukaryota; Metazoa; Chordata; Actinopteri; Sciaenidae
Gene: dnm3b
Product: dynamin 3b
Exons: 21
Coding region: 567-3071 (834 amino acids)
Biological process (GO): receptor internalization; synaptic vesicle budding from presynaptic endocytic zone membrane
Cellular component (GO): cytoplasm; plasma membrane; synapse
Molecular function (GO): GTP binding; GTPase activity; microtubule binding
Source: RefSeq, a predicted model, not a curated record
GGUCAUCCGCCGCGUCAAUACGGUGUAGGGAGCGAGGCGCAGCUUCGCAAUUACACCGCGGAACGGAGGAGAGGGCGAAAAAAUGAUUAAUCUGUCAAAGGCGAAUUUGUGUUCGGGAUGAGACCGCUCUGACAUUCAGCCGACCGGAACGAAGCCCCCUCAAACAGGCGCGCACAAAUUGAUGCACAGGAAUCUGAGAUCAAGCUGAUGCACCGCCAUAGCAGGUGGUGCUUGUAUAAUCGUCCAGGGUCUUGUUACUUGUCUCUGCUGCCCGAUCUGCGCGUCGUUUCAGCACUGGACAGCGACCGGGACCAUCGGACACUGAAGACACCGAGGGAAUCCUGAGGCGGGUCGGUCCGACCCUCGCUUGGCUCGGGGCAAUGCGCGGCUAGAUGACUUCACUACAUCAACAAGCACCGCGGUAUCCUGGACUAAUAUAGCAGUGCCACAUCCCCCACCCCCUCCUCUUCCUCCUCCUCCUCCUCCUCUCUCUCUCUCUAUCGCUCUCUCUCUCUCUCUCUGCCUCUCUCUCUCUCUAUUCGCUGAUCCCUCCGACUAAAGGCACCAUGGGAAACCGUGGCAUGGAGGACCUGAUCCCGUUGGUCAACAAGCUGCAGGAUGCCUUCAGCUCCAUCGGUCAGGCCUGCAACCUGGACCUGCCGCAGAUCGCAGUGGUCGGCGGUCAGAGCGCAGGAAAAAGCUCCGUGCUGGAGAACUUUGUAGGCAGGGACUUUCUGCCCCGUGGGUCUGGUAUUGUCACCCGCAGGCCCCUGGUUCUGCAGCUUAUCAGCGCCACUGCAGAAUGGGCUGAAUUCCUCCAUUGCAAAGGGAAGAAGUUCACAGACUUCGAUGAGGUUCGCCAAGAGAUCGAAGCAGAGACAGAUCGUGUCACGGGGGCCAACAAAGGCAUAUCUCCUGUCCCCAUCAACCUGCGGGUUUACUCCCCUCACGUGCUGAACCUGACUCUCAUCGACCUGCCGGGGAUCACUAAGGUGCCCGUUGGAGACCAGCCUGUGGACAUCGAGCAGCAGAUCAGGGACAUGAUUAUGCAGUUCAUCUGCAGAGAAAGCUGCUUGAUCCUGGCCGUCACUCCAGCCAACACUGAUCUGGCCAACUCUGAUGCUCUCAAACUGGCAAAGGACGUUGAUCCACAGGGUCUGAGGACUAUUGGAGUGAUCACCAAACUGGAUUUGAUGGAUGAAGGCACAGAUGCCCGCGAUGUACUGGAGAACAAGUUGCUGCCACUGCGAAGAGGUUAUAUUGGAGUGGUGAAUCGCAGUCAGAAGGACAUUGAUGGGAAGAAAGAUAUCAAGGCAGCUUUGGAGGCUGAAAGGAAGUUCUUCCUGUCCCACUCAUCGUACAGGCACAUGGCUGAUAAAAUGGGCACCCCACGCCUGCAGAGAGUGCUCAAUGAGCAACUGACCAACCACAUCCGGGACACCCUGCCAGCUUUCCGCAGCAAGCUGCAGUCCCAGCUGUUGGCUCUGGACAAGGAGGCCGAGGAAUACCGGGGAUACCGACCUGAUGACCCAUCUCGCAAAACCAAGCAGCUGUUGCAGAUGGUGCAGCAGUUCUCUGUGGACUUUGAGAAAAGGAUUGAGGGUUCAGGGGAUCAGGUGGACACAGUGGAGCUGUCUGGUGGAGCAAAAAUCAACCGCAUCUUCCAUGAGCGUUUUCCCUUUGAACUGGUCAAGAUGGAGUGCGAUGAGAAGGAGAUGCGUCGGGAGAUUAGUUAUGCCAUCAAGAACAUACACGGUAUCAGGACUGGACUUUUCACCCCAGACAUGGCGUUUGAGGCCAUUGUAAAGAAGCAGGUUAUAAAGCUGAAGGGGCCCUGCGUCAAGUGUGUGGACAUGGUCAUCCAGGAGCUGAUAAACACCGUGCGCCAGUGCUCCAACAAGCUGGAAUGCUUCCCCAGGCUGCGUGAAGAAACUGAGAGAAUUGUGACUUCUCAUAUCCGAGACAGAGAGAGUCGGGCCAAGGACCAGGUUCUGCUGUUGAUAGACAUCCAGCUGUCUUACAUCAACACUAACCACGAAGACUUCAUUGGCUUUGCUAAUGCGCAGCAGAGGAGCAGUCAGACCAAUAAGAGCCAGAGUUCAGCAGGAAAUCAGGUCAUUCGCAAAGGCUGGCUGACCAUCAACAACAUCAGCAUCAUGAAGGGAGGAGCCAAAGAGUACUGGUUUGUGCUGACUGCCGAGAGCCUCUCCUGGUUUAAGGAUGAUGAGGAGAAAGAGAAGAAGUACAUGCUCCCUCUGGACAACCUGAAGGUCCGCGAUGUGGAGAAGAGUUUCAUGUCCAGCAAGCACAUAUUCUGUAUUUUCAAUACAGAGUCAAGGAAUGUGUACAAAGAUAAUCGCACCCUGGAGUUGGCCUGUGACUCUCAGGAUGAUGUGGACAGCUGGAAAUCAUCUCUUCUACGUGCUGGGGUCUAUCCUGAGAAGACCACUACGGUUGAGAGCGAGACUACCACCACCGCAGAUAACUUCUCCAUGGACCCUCAGCUGGAGCGUAAAGUGGAGACCAUCCGUAACCUGGUAGACUCCUACAUGGCUAUUGUCAACAAGUGUAUACGGGAUCUCAUGCCCAAGACCAUUAUGCAUCUCAUGAUCAACAAUGUGAAGGAGUUCAUCAAUGCAGAGCUACUGGCCCAGCUGUACUCUGCAGGUGACCAGAAUGCCCUGAUGGAUGAAUCCCAGGAGCAGGCCCAGAGGAGGGAUGAGGUGCUGAGGACCCAUCAGGCCCUAAAGGAGGCCCUGAGCAUCAUCGGUGAUAUCUCCACCUCCACUAUCACCGUCCCCAUGCCUCCACCUGUUGACACCUCUUGGAUGGGAGGAUCUAGUGGUGGUCGCAGGUCUCCUCCACCGAGCCCCACUGCACCCCGGAGGAUGUCUUCAGGCCAGCGCCCAGCUCCCCGAGGGGCUCCACCACCACCAAACCGACCAGGACCCUUGGGGCCCUUCAAUAACAGUGCUGAUAGCCCACAGGCUCCCAGCCGCCCUAACAGGGCCCCACCUAGCAUCCCCAGCCGACGACCCCCUCCCUCUCCUACAAGACAAGUCCCACCAUAAACAUCCAAAGGGGUUUUCUCAUACCCCCAUUAUCUCCCUCCCUCAUCCGAUCCAUUCCUCCUCUCUUAGCCAUGGCUCUGCUGUCCUGGUCUCUCCUUAGUGCAGACACUGAAGUCUUUGACCCUAAGACCCCCAAUUUCCUGCCAGGUGACGAUGUCCAUAUAUCUAUGUACAGUAUGGUACUUGUCUUGUGGUGUAUGUGUAUGUGCGCUUGUUGCUCGCCUGUGGUCCAGGUUUGCUUUAGCAGAUCCACUACCCAGUAUCAGUCCCUGGAACCUCUACCCCCACCCCCACAAACCCCUCACCAAGUCAGCCACUACCACCACCACCCCUCCACUUGCUGCUUCUACAUGAAAAUACGCUCAGCAGACGUACUGCCCUUCUCAUUCCAAAAUGCAGCAUGGCACAUAAGCUGCUUUUAUUGCAUGGGAGUGUGUGUAUGUAGAGUGUGUGUGCGUGUGUUUUGUGUGUAUGUAUAAGGGGGAGGGACUAAUUUGCCUAUAUGUAGGCUGAGUUUGAUUUAGUAUUGGAUUAAUUUAUUGUAUAAUGCCCCAUUAAGUGUUAAUUAUCAGCUUAAUGUUCUCUUAGGAACAGAAGUUGUAUCUUAGUAUGUGUGUGUACGUGCGUGUUUGUGCGCGAGUAACUCCGUGUAUGUGUGUAUGUGUGUGUAAGAGUGUGUGAGGACACGUGUGCAUGUGCCGUCUGUCUGCACGUUUGUUGGCGUUUCAGUUGUAUUUGUUUUCAUGGUCAAAGCUGUUAAUGAUGAAUCAUAAAACCCUUGGGGGUAAAUUUAAUGUUGGACUUUUGUGAGUUGUUCCUGUGUUGUAGUAGCAGCCAUACACACAUAGCAAGGCUGAGGAGCACCUUCAGUAUUCUCUAUAUGGAAAACAGCCUCAAUAAUGCAUUUAACCCUGUCAUAGGUGUCCACCUGUGCUGUAUCAAUGGUCAAGUUGUGACCCUCACAGCCUUAAGCUCUGAUCCAGACGCUGACUCGUGAGAUGGAACUUGCCGCUUGAAAAAAGAAAAGAAAAAAAAAACACACACACAAUAAACAUGUCAAAACACAAGUUCUUUCUUGAAUGAACAAAGAACAUGUAUUUACAUGUUUCCAUUUAGCCUUUUUCUCAGGUUUGAAACAUGCAACUCCAUGCACAUCACAAACUAGCGCUCUUUCUCUUUCCUCAACUCUUCUAACUGCUGAUAUUUCCUCUACUCUCGCAACUAUCGAAGCCAG